CAGACCAAGAAUAGAAAUCAACUAGACGAGGCUCAUAUUCUACCUGGCAAGAUGCAUGGUACUCACAACAAGCAACAAGAUCCUCAUUACAAGCAAGACGAUCCACAUAACAAGCAACAAGAUCCGCAUCACAAGCAACAAGAUCUACAUGACAAUCGACUGGAGCCACAGAAACAACGUUUAGAUCAAGACGACAAACAACAAGAUCCUCACACCACGCAACAAGAUCCUCACACCACGCAACAAGAUCCUCAUUACAAGCAAGAAGAUCCACAUGACAAGCAACAAGAUCCAAAUAACAAUCGACUGGAGCCACAUGACCAACGUUUAGAUCAAGACGGCAAGCAACAUGAUUCACAUGAAGAACAUCAACUACUUGCUUAUCAUCGAUAUCACAACGCAAAGCAACACGAUCGCCCUACCAAACAAGAUUAUCAAUAUGAGAAACAACUACAACUGCAUGAAAAACAAACAUUUCUGCCUAGUAAUCAACAAGGAUUGUCAGUCAAUCAACAAGAAUCAUCAAACAAUCAACAAGAUUUUUCAGACAAUGAACAAGAAUUGUCAAACAAUCAACUGGAUUUUUCAGACAAUCAACACGAAUCAUCAAACAAUCAACAAUAUUUCGCUAACGAUGAACAAAUGGUAUCAGACAAUCCGUACGAUUCACCAAGCAAUCUAAAUAUAAAACCAAGAUAUGAGAAGUACAUACCUAACGAUCAAGACAAACUUUCCAAAGAACAACAAUAUCAACCUCACAGUGAACUACCUGACAAUGACAUACUGCUGGAAAUGCAACCGGAGGCAACAAUAAAUGACUUCCAUACUGGAAAGAGGCAUCUUUUCAAGCGACAAAUUACCAUCGGAGCUACGGGACCUGCAGGGGCAACAGGUCCAACUGGAUUCGGAGCAACAGGACCCUCCGGUGAUGUUGGAAGUCCAGGUGACCGUGGCGAACUAGGAAUUGGAGCUACCGGACCAGCAGGAGCAACUGGACCCACAGGGUUUGGUCUAAGAGGUGUUACUGGGGCAACAGGAGUUCAGGGACUGGAUGGUCUUCCUAGUAUAGGGGCGACCGGACCGGCUGGUGCAACUGGCCAAGCAGUGAUUGGGGGCACGGGACCUGCUGGUGC
Owenia fusiformis is the source of this 1133-nucleotide messenger RNA. The record is from the annotation of a GenBank genome assembly. NCBI's taxonomy places the organism in Eukaryota, Metazoa, Annelida, Polychaeta, Sabellida, Oweniidae.